UUGUGUUAGAGAGCGCAGUGGAGAGGACUCGAACCACCUGCAGACACGCUCAGCCGCCUCGCGCACAACUUUUCCUCCUCUUCCCAUGACACCGGUCAGUAGGAGCUCUCUUUGACUCUUGGCUGUUUUUGUCAACUUUUUUUUUUUUUUUUGUGUGUGACCACCAAAAGUCGGCCGAAUGUAUAACAUGAUGGAAACCGAGCUGAAGAGCCCUCUCCCGCAGUCCAACUCUGCGCCGGGCGGGAAGAACAGCAGUGCCAGCGACCAGGAGCGCGUGAAGCGGCCCAUGAACGCCUUCAUGGUCUGGUCCCGGGGCCAGCGGAGGAAGAUGGCGCAAGAAAACCCCAAAAUGCACAACUCUGAAAUCAGCAAGCGGCUCGGCGCCGACUGGAAACUUCUGACCGACGCGGAGAAGAGGCCGUUCAUCGACGAGGCCAAGCGCCUGCGCGCCAUGCACAUGAAGGAGCACCCGGAUUAUAAAUACCGGCCCCGCAGGAAGACCAAGACCCUGCUCAAGAAAGACAAGUAUUCUUUGCCCGGGGGGCUGUUGGCGCCAGGAACCAAUACCGUCAACAACUCGGUGUCGGUGGGGCAGCGCAUGGACGGUUACGCGCACAUGAACGGCUGGACGAACAGCGCGUACUCGCUGAUGCAGGACCAGCUGGCCUACCCGCAGCAUCACGGCAUGAACAGCCCGCAGAUCCAGCAGAUGCACCGGUACGAGAUGGCGGGUCUGCAGUACCCCAUGAUGUCCUCGGCGCAGACCUACAUGAACGCGGCGUCCACCUACAGCAUGUCCCCCGCGUACACGCAGCAGACCCCCAGCGCCAUGGGCCUGAGCUCCAUGGCGUCCGUGUGCAAGACGGAGCCGAGCUCGCCGCCGCCGGCCAUCACGUCCCACUCUCAGAGGGCGUGCUUGGGGGACCUGAGGGAUAUGAUCAGCAUGUACCUGCCCCCCGGCGGGGACAGCGCGGACCAUUCGUCCCUGCAGAGCAGCCGGUUGCACAGCGUCCAUCCGCACUAUCAGAGCGCGGGCACCGGCGUGAACGGGACGCUACCUCUCACCCACAUCUGAGGGAACGAGACUUUCAUGAAAAGGAAGAAAAAGAUGGAUACUUGAACUUUAUUUGGUUGCUACAACAACUUCAAAUGUUUUGCUAAAAAAAUAAUAAACUCAAUUACCUAAAAAAAAUCUUCUUUUGAUUGAAAUGGAGUGAAACGUUGAGCCCAGCAGAGAAACCUGCAGAAAGUAGAAGCAAUCAAAUGUAGAAGGAGUGGACUUCUAUAUUUUACAAUAAUAACAAUAAAAAAUGAAAAAAAAUGAAUGCCAUAUUUUCUCUCUUUGAAAAGGCAUGUGGCUCCAUGACGGGGCUGGUGUAUUUCAGAAAAGCUGGAUGGACAGUUGUUCAUAAAUGUUUACACUUUAUUUGUAGUCGUUCUCCACAGUGUGCAAAACUUUUUUGUAGUCCUUUAUUUUGUUUUUUUAUUUUGCCCCUAACAUCUUUAGGGUAAAUGAAAUGGAAGACUGUGCCGGUCGCAAAACACGU
Nematolebias whitei (Rio pearlfish) is the source of this 1547-nucleotide messenger RNA. It is a transcript of the gene sox3, whose product is annotated as SRY-box transcription factor 3. Gene Ontology annotation, biological process: anatomical structure morphogenesis; regulation of DNA-templated transcription; cell differentiation. NCBI's taxonomy places the organism in Eukaryota, Metazoa, Chordata, Actinopteri, Cyprinodontiformes, Rivulidae. Bases 179 to 1075 code for a protein of 298 amino acids. The record is from RefSeq and is a predicted model, not a curated record. The transcript has a single exon. Gene Ontology annotation, molecular function: RNA polymerase II cis-regulatory region sequence-specific DNA binding; DNA-binding transcription factor activity, RNA polymerase II-specific.